Molecule: messenger RNA, 2877 nt
Organism: Cyprinus carpio (common carp)
Lineage: Eukaryota; Metazoa; Chordata; Actinopteri; Cypriniformes; Cyprinidae
Product: protein O-GlcNAcase-like
Biological process (GO): glycoprotein metabolic process
Molecular function (GO): beta-N-acetylglucosaminidase activity
Source: RefSeq, a predicted model, not a curated record
GCAACACCGCGUAGAGUGCGUUGAGCGAACAGACGGGAGGAGGCAGAACCGAGCUGACAUAGACAAGAAACGUCCACGUUUGACAGUUUGCCAAUGUUUGAUUACUAACAAACAACGCAUAACAGCAAUAAUAAACGCAAUUCUUCUCUAUCUUCAUGCCUUGCGGCUUCAGUCCGCAUGCUCUGUGUGCGUCGAAGGGGAGGAUGCGCGGCUGAAGACUUCAGUCCGGAUGACAAGGCGCGGAGAGACUGAAGAAUCCGCAUCCUGAGCAUCCCGACAGACAAUCACAGCGAUGAUGGAGGGGCGACACGAGUUUUUAUGCGGUGUUGUUGAGGGUUUCUACGGGAGACCCUGGUCAAUGGAACAAAGGAAGGUGCUAUUUCAGUGGAUGCAGAUGUGGAGUUUGAACACAUAUCUGUAUGGUCCUAAAGAUGAUUUGAAGCACAGGUUACUGUGGAGGGAGGUUUACUCAGCAGAGGAAGAGGCUCAGUUGAAAGCUUUGGUGUGUGAGGCAGAGUCGAGGGGUUUGACAUUUGUAUACGCUCUUUCUCCGGGUCAGGACAUCGUCUUCUCCAGCUCUUGUGACCUCACACUGCUUAAACGCAAACUCAGACAAGUGUCAGACCUGGGCUGUCAGGCUUUUGCCCUCCUAUUUGAUGACAUUGAUCACUCCAUGUGCCAGUCAGAUACAGAGGCCUUUUCCUCAUUCGCUCACGCCCAGGUUACCGUGGCCAAUGAGAUCUUCCGUUUCCUGGGGGAACCACCUGUCUUCCUAUUCUGUCCCACUGAGUACUGUAGUUCUCUGUGCACUCCUAGCGUGUCAAAGUCUCCCUACCUGCUGACAGUUGGGGAGGAUCUUCUCCCUGGCAUCUCUGUCAUCUGGACCGGAAAUAAGGUGAUAUCAAGGGAACUGAGUCCUGAAUCACUAGCUGAGGUCCAGGCGGUGCUUCGAAGGCCACCCCUCAUUUGGGACAACCUUCAUGCUAAUGAUUAUGACUCCCGACGUGUCUUCCUGGGGCCUUUUAAGGGCCGCCCCCCUGGACUCAGGGCCCAUCUGAGGGGUCUGCUGCUAAAUCCCUGUGAAUUUGAAGCCAAUUUCAUCCCUCUGCAUACCCUGGGAAGCUGGUAUAAAGAAGUAAAGGAGGAGGGGAAAGGUGAUGAAGAAGCCUAUAGUGUGGAUAGAGCGUUGUCAUCUGCCUUGCAAGACUGGAUGAAGGAGCUCAGCCUUCCACUGCAGCCUGGACGUCAACUGAGGCCAACAGACCUCAAGCCCUUAACGCUCUCUGUUAAAUCAAAGUCCUCCGAUAGCUCAGACAAUCAACGUGGAGCCCAGCCCAAACGUCCCAUAACCUCUUCCCGGAGCACAGGGGCUCUCGCUAGCGAUGAAAUCCCAGCAGACCCUCUUAUGAGCCAGGAUCUGAAAGCUGGGGAGAACCAGGUCUCCAGGAGCUUCAGCCAUGAAAAGAUCUCUAGAAGGGGAUUGUGUUCUGGGAGGGUUCCUCUCAGCGAGGCCCAGGUCCAGUUGCUUGUAGGCCUUUACUACCUGCCUCAUGAACAUGGACCACCUGCUCAGAAUCUGCUGCAGGACCUCACAUGGCUCAAAGCCAACUGUCACUGCGUCAGUGUCAAUGGCAAUGGCAAGAAGGCCUCGCCACAGAAGAGGGAAUGGCGGGACCGUGCGGGCCGUUUCCUGGCUGCGUGUGAUGAUGUGGCUUUACUGCACGGUGCUGUUGUGACCAGCAUCAAUAGGGCUGUUCUCUACGACCUACCCUACAUCUGGGACUUGAGAAACACCCUGCUGGUGGCCAAGGCUUUCAUCUGCUGGCUAGAGGGGCGUAUACUGAGUGAAGGUUCUCCACUAGGCUCCUGGAAGAACUGCUUCCACUGGUGUGGGGCUUCUUCAGGGGCGGAGCUUCAUGGCGUGGAGGCGGAGCCAUGGGUGUUUAAAGGAGGACUAUCUGGAGAGGUGCAGAUGCUUCUGCCUGUGGGGACCAGCAGUGAGUUGUUCAGUCACCCUCCCCCUCUGUUCCCACCCUCUCGACUUUAUAAUAUACGGCCAUUCCAGCAAAAAGACAAGGUGGAGCUGUACCGAAUGGUGCGUCAGUUGCAUCAGAGGGGUAAAGGGGGCCAGGAUGCUGUCAUCUCCCAUCCAGAUUUCAUUGGGGACAGGUGUCUGGGUGCGUCUCUGGCCUUGUGCCCAGAGUACAGCUUGGUUCUGGAGGAUGAACUGGGUGUAUGUGGAUGCGCUGUGGGUAUUCUGGAUGUCCACUCCUUUGCCAAACGAUGUCAGGCCUCCUGGCUACCUGCUAUGAGGGACAAAUAUCCUUCACGCCCCCAUGGAGCGAGUGGACAUACUGCAACAAAGGAGGCGCUGCUGUAUUUCCAUGAAGAACAGGACUAUCCAGACUCCCUGCUGUAUCAUUUCCCAUCUCAGCUCAGGCUUGAAGCUCUUCCAGAACUGGUGGAUUGUAGCGUCAGUCGUAGCCUCCUUACAGCCCUGCUAACGGCCCUCAAAGCUAACGGUUCACAGGGUGUAUUUUGCGAGGUCCAGCCUACAGAUGGAUUACGGAUGGAAUUUUUGACAAAGCUGGGAUUUCUGGAAAUCCUCCGUGGAGAAGCACGGCCUAGAGAAGGUGUAGUUUUGGGGGAGGCUGUUAUAAGCAAAUAUCCAAAACACACAGGAUCCGGCUGAAAGAAAAUCAGAUUUCAAAUCAACAUGUUGCCAUGUUGGAGGCUGGAGCUGUGGUUAUAGUUGUGCUUAGAAAAAUGGUUGGGCUUAAAAAGUGCUUUGGUGAAGCAUUAAGGUCUAUUCCCCCCAAAAAAUUAAUAAAAUUAAACAAAAUGCAUUUUGCCAUGCCAAAAUCAAAUCCAAGAUCC